GGGCAAAACUCUGUUCAUUUCAGUUUACCCCUCUUGUUGCAGGAACCACAGGAACACCAUGUUAUGCCGUAAACUGUUUGUUUUACCAUUCCAUUUUCGCAAUGCCUAUUCAACCCUUUUCAAUACCCAUGCUUAUUCUCAGAACCUCUUUUCACACUUUGCCUCCACCAAAUUUAACAUCUCUGCGGCCCACAUCACUCGGAUUUUUAAACGAAAUCCCUACUUGCAGAGGCUUCAAACCCUCGACAAGGUCGAGCAGUUUGUUCAUAUGUUGAACAGAUGCGGCUGCUCUGAAGUCCAAAUUGCUAAGAUAAUGAUGGCACAUCCGCAAAUGAUCAGCACAAGUGUAGAAAGAAUAUCGGAACCCAAAAUCAAACUGCUGGAAGAUUUCGGCUUUCAAGGUGAAACUCUGGCGAAGCUUUUGGCGAGCAAUCCAAGCAUCUUGAGAAUCAGCCUUGAGAACGACCUUCUUCCCAAGAUGGAGUUUCUUAAGAAUCUAUUUCAGUCCCAGGAGUUCCUCAUCAAAUCCCUGCUUAGAGCACCCUUCAUUUGCAGUUAUAACCUAGAGAAGACCCUGAAGCCCUCGGUUGUUUUCUGGGAGAGAUGGGGUUUUCAGGGCACGGAGCUCGUGCGACUCAUACGGAUAAAUCCAUUCAUUCUGCAACGCUCUUCUCUAACGCCUGCCCAAGCUGAUCUCAUACGGGAGAUAGGCGUCGACAAAGGAAGCAAGAUGUUCAAAUAUAUUGUUAAUGUGGUAGCUACUAGCCGCAAGGAAACGCUGAAGGCCAAGAUAGAGAAUUUCCAACUUUGCGGGCUCUCGGCUGAAGAAACCUGGCAAGUAUUGCGGGCUGCACCUCUAGUCCUUGGUUUUUCAAAGGUAAAAGUUCGUGAAACGAUGAACUUUGUAGUUAAAGACAUGGAGCUCCCUGCAAAUUAUAUAGUGAAGCACUCCUGCUUGUUGCAUUUAAAUUUGGAAAAGAUUAUGAGGCCCAGGUUUCUAGUUUGGCAGAAAAUCAAAGACAUGAAUGGCCCGAGCCUUUCUCUUUUGUCAGUAUUGAAAAUGACAGAGGAAAGGUUUGUUAGAAAUAUUAUCAGAGGACAUCCUGAAUCUACAACACUGUGGACUGUUUAUGAAAAUGCCAUCUCUAAGGCCUCCAGCCACACAAAGAGCUCAAUCCACUGUUAAUUUGCAUUAUUGGGAAUGAGACAGUGAGAGUCGGGACACAAAGACCACAACAAACAUGUUAAUCCAGUCUUUAGCAGAAGGUAGGCAGGCUCUCCUCAUCGAGAUGUUGGCUGUGGGGAUUUUACAAUUCUGGAGAGACAGGGUCCUUUCUGAAGCAACCCGUUUGAGAGCCAAGGGAAGAGGAGUCUUGAAGUUUUCUUCUGCAAAAUUGUAAUAAUGGACGAUUUGCUUUACCACAAAAAAAUAUUGGAAAAUGACAGGCUGAGAAAACAGUUAUAGAGAAUUUGGAAAGGAAGUGAUGUAGCUCUCUGACACUUGUGAAAUCUGGACGUGUUUGCUGAUGUUGAUACUGUUAUAAAUAAUUGCUGAAAGUUCUCUCCCAUUCAAAUUACAAUGUAGUGAAUUGUUCUCCUAUGAGGAAAAGAAUUUGGAGAGGAAGUGAUGUAGCCCUCUGACACUUGUGAAAUUUGGACGUGUUUGUUGAUGCUGAUUCUGUUAUUAAUAAUCGCUGAAGGAUCUGUCCCAUUCAAAUCACAAUGUAGGGAAGUCUUGUCCUACGAGGAUGUCACCAAAAGAUGGCAUUUGAUUGUAAUAAUAGAAAGAUAUAGAGACAUUGAGUCAUGAUUCCUAAUGAUAGACAAGAUUCAAGCUUCAUUGAACAUUGUAAUGUAUGAAACAAUCUUUCAAACAUGUUAUUUUUUUGUUUA
Cryptomeria japonica (Japanese cedar) is the source of this 1893-nucleotide messenger RNA. Its product is annotated as transcription termination factor MTERF6, chloroplastic/mitochondrial-like. The transcript has 2 exons. Gene Ontology annotation, cellular component: chloroplast. The coding region runs from base 59 to 1186 and encodes 375 amino acids. Gene Ontology annotation, molecular function: double-stranded DNA binding. Gene Ontology annotation, biological process: chloroplast organization; regulation of DNA-templated transcription. The record is from RefSeq and is a predicted model, not a curated record. NCBI's taxonomy places the organism in Eukaryota, Viridiplantae, Streptophyta, Pinopsida, Cupressales, Cupressaceae.